GUGACAGUUUCACGAAUCCCCGUGAGACCGUGUUGUUUAUUCAGUGAACACCGUUGGUCUUUGGUUUGUUCAAGGCCGACAGCAGCAUCUUUACAUCCGCUCUAAUGUUGUUCUGAGGUCUUUAUGUUUAUUAAACGUUUGAUUGUUGUAGUAAAGUUUUCUUUUUGGUUGUUUUCUGUUCCUAAUGUGCCUUUCCUGUGUUUUCUAAUGAACAGAGAAGAACUAUUGGGCUCUCCAUGUAUAAAGCCAUUAUUUUCCUUCUGUGCUGCUCAGUUCUUGGACCAUCACGUGAUGCAGUAUGAGAGCAGAUUAAUCACCAAAUCCAAACUGACAUAAUCAGUCCAGACACCAGCCGACUCGUGGAUUAUUUCUUCUGCAGCUUCAUUUGGCUCACAUUGCAAACAGACUUUUAAAAACUGAACCUGGAGCUUCAUGAUGGAGAAUCUGGAGGAAGAACUAGCAGAAACCUGGGACAGCAGAGCAGAGCAGGACGAGGAGAUGUUGGUCUGUGAAGGUCUGGAGGACUGGAAUGGAUUUAUCUCAGGAGGAACCGGUGGAGGUGAAGCAGAGGAAGAAGAUCUGGUGACUGAAUGGAGACCUGGAGAACCUGUCCGCCCACAACACGUCCUAAAGCUGAACAGCUACACGAAAGACUACCUGUGCUCACCUGAGGACAACAUCUACAACGUCAGCUUCUCUCGUUUCAAGAUCAGAGAUGUGGUCAGUGGAGCCGUCAUCCUGGACAUCAAAAAACUCCAACCAGCAGAAAUUCAAGACAUCAUUGAACAUGAAACCAACAGAUUCAUCCGGUAUCACUUCUCUCCGGCGUUUCUGACCCUCAGAGAAAUCGGAGCUACGUUGGAGUUCACGGUCGGCAGCAAAGCUCUGAGCCGCUUCCGUCUGAUCGAGAGGCAUUUCUAUAGAAACCUGCUGCUGAAAACCUUUGACUUUGAGAUUGGAUUCUGCAUCCCGCACAGCAGAAACACCUGCGAGCACAUCUACUGCUUACCGGACCUGGACCCAAACAUUGUUGAGGAGAUGAUUGGAAACCCGUUUGAGACGCGUUCGGACAGUUUUUACUUUGUCAACAACAAGUUGAUGAUGCAUCAUAAAGCCGAGUAUUCGUUCACCGGAACCGACUCGUCCAGAGAAUAGAAGCUGAAGACGAUCAGUUCACCCUGAACAGGACUAGUUAACCCACGGCCAUGAAAACUAGAGCCAGUAACCAGCAGCAUGUUUGGACUGUUUGAGAAGAACCACCAGGAACAUGGAGAACAUCCCAGAACCUUCCUGCUCCUAAAUGCUGGAUUUAAUAAAACUUCCACCCAGUGGUGUAGUGGUCCCUGGAGAAGUGGGUAUACUCUUAAUUUUCACCUUUUUUUUUAAAUUAGUCCAGAAAAACGCCCUGUUUUAGAAACAGUGACAUAGAAGACUACUCUAUUCAAUUUAUUCAGUCAUUUCUACUUGCCCACUAUUAUAAAAUUAUCAUGACUUGAUUAGGAGCAGUUUGUAGUUAUUACUGGAUUAAUGUAACAUGUAUUCAUCAUGAGGCAAACAUGGUGUUUCAGUUACUUUUGAACAUUUAUUUAAAUAAAAUACUUCAAAUAUGAA
Molecule: messenger RNA, 1611 nt
Organism: Acanthochromis polyacanthus (spiny chromis)
Lineage: Eukaryota; Metazoa; Chordata; Actinopteri; Pomacentridae
Gene: unc119c
Product: unc-119 lipid binding chaperone B homolog 2
Exons: 6
Coding region: 433-1155 (240 amino acids)
Biological process (GO): negative regulation of caveolin-mediated endocytosis; nervous system development; positive regulation of protein tyrosine kinase activity
Cellular component (GO): intercellular bridge; spindle pole; centrosome
Molecular function (GO): lipid binding
Source: RefSeq, a predicted model, not a curated record